GCAGAUUUGCCGUUCGGUUCGUCGUACUAGUGUGACCUAGUUUGUUCUCAUUUUCACAUCGGGUGAUAGUACUGAUGAUUUUAGUUAUUUGGAAAUCUCACCUCCAACCCCUAGCUUUGUUAUCAAUUGCUGUGACAGCGAGAAGAAGCACCCUCCUCGACGUGGACGUGGUCAGUUGGCGUGUCCCGACUUGGAGUGACGGCUGUGCAGUCCUAUGAUUCCUCCCAAACAUCUCAGCACUGGCCCCCCUUUCUAACUAACUACAUCGCUAACUUUAGUUAUAUCCUGACCUAUUUACACAUUCGCUGGAAGUGGAAGACCGACGGGAUUCAAGAUGUCUGUAGCGGGCUUAAAGAAGCAGUUUUACAAAGCCAGCCAGAUGGUGAGCGAGAAAGUAGGAGGUGCCGAAGGAACUAAACUAGAUGAUGACUUCAGAGACUUGGAGCGGAAAGUAGAUGUGACCAGUAAAGCUGUAGUGGAGGUAAUCUCCAAAACAUCGGAGUACCUUCAGCCCAACCCAGCAUCACGGGCCAAACUGUCGAUGUUGAACACCAUGUCUAAGAUCCGUGGUCAAGUGAAGAACCCAGGCUAUCCUCAGGCCGAGGGGCUGCUUGGGGAGUGUAUGAGCAAGUAUGGACGGGACCUGGGAGAGGACACAAACUUUGGUGGAGCACUAGUAGAUGUUGGGGAAGCCAUGAAGAGAUUGGCAGAGGUGAAAGACUCUCUAGACAUUGAUGUCAAACAGAACUUCAUCGAUCCUUUGCAAGGGCUUUGUGACAAAGACCUCAGAGAGAUACAGCACCACCUGAAGAAGCUGGAAGGCCGCCGCCUGGACUACGACUACAAGAAAAAGCGACAGGGCAAAAUCCCAGAUGAGGAGGUUCGACAGGCCCUGGAGAAGUUUCAUGAAUCAAAGGAAGUGGCUGAGACAAGCAUGUACAACCUGCUGGAAACUGAUAUCGAGCAGGUGAGCCAGCUCUCCUCUCUGGUGGAGUCUCAGCUGCAGUACCACAGACAGGCUGUGCAGGUGCUGGAGGAGCUGUCAGACAAACUCCGAGACAGGAUGAAUGAGGCUCAGAGUCGACCAAGACGUGAAUACACACCAAAACCCAAACCUAUCUUUGACUUUGGAGAUGACAACCAUUCAAACGGCGGCUAUCCAACCUCAAUGGCCCUUCCACCUUCACGUAAUUCAGAGCCGUCUUUUCCCUCGGCCAGAUUGUCCUUUCGGAAACCGAGAUUGUCUCCUGAGCAGCCGAGCUGUAAGGCGCUGUACGAUUUUGAGCCAGAGAACGAGGGAGAACUGGGCUUCCGUGAGGGCGACAUCAUCACCCUGACCAAUCAGAUUGAUGAGAACUGGUACGAGGGAAUGCUCAACGGCCAGUCUGGAUUUUUCCCUCUCAACUACGUUGAGGUCCUUGUCCCGUUGCCACACUAAUACAGAGAACAAGAGAGCCAAGAGGAGACUGAAGGAGAGGAGAGAGAAAGUAGAGAUAACAGAGAGGAUGUAAGUGAAGCCAAGAGGUGGUCUGCAGAAUAUUCAUAUUCACCCUCAGUUCCAACGCCAUCUUCACCGACAAGCACUUUUUGUCAUCGGGAUUUCUGGAAAAGAUGGUCACAUUUCAAAGUCCAAACCAGAGUAUUAACCUGUUCCACCUAGAGGUUCGGGGAUUUAUAGAUGCUAAAUGCCACAACAGUCAGAAACACUUCUUGAGGGCUGAUUAUCAACACAUUCAUCAGCAAUAUCUUCUUUAAUUACAAGUUAAUGAUAUAGUAAAGACAAUUUGUAUUAAUUCAGAUUAUUUUUAUGACUGAGUGACACUUUUUUUUGUUUGUGUGACUUAAGUCUGUUUCAAACUCAGGUUGGUCACCAACUCAACUGUCAGACUGAAACGAUCCACAUAAACCUCACAGUUAAGGUCAUUUCAAAACUGAAAAUAUUUCCAUGUGCUCCUUGAGGACAUGAGCUUGACUCUUAGUGCCACCUGCUGGCAGAGUAUAGCAUUACAUGUGAAAUGAAACUACACAAGUUGAACUAGUGUAAUGGAAAAAAAAAGACUGCAUUUGAGUGUUUUUGUAAGAAAAAAAAGUGGGAAUUCACCUCAAAUUUGUGAUUUAGACUAUUGUCAGAUUUGGCCUUUUCUACUAUCUUUAAAGAUUAGUGUCAGCCGUGCAGUGAUGAUCACUGGAGGCCUGAUAUUAAGUUUACUUGUAUUGUUUCAGUAUUUGAUUCCUGUUAGUCUCAGCUUACUACAGUAGUUUAAAAAGUUCCUACUGAAUAUGAGAGAAACUGUAAUUGCACCUUGGUCCUCUAAUGAGAUUUUCAUGUGUGUGUGACAGACUGACUACACCUUUACACACAGACCCAAAGUUAAAUGCAGACGUUGCACCUUUGUGUCACUUAGCAGGUGUGUGCAUGUAGUUUAGAGAUGCAGAACGAAUGGUUGUUUAAAGUUGUCUCUUUGUCCUUUUAAUAGAGGAAACAGAGCCAAAAAAAAGUCGUUAUAAAUGCAAUAGAAACAGGAUCUGCUAAUUGUUGUGUAACACAGCCAUAUUUACAUUUAGUUUUGGGCCUGUUUGUGGAAGCAAGUUUUUUCUUUAUGAGCCCAGUUUUAAGCAUCUGUGUAGAUAUCACUGCUGGCAGUGACUCGGUCUUUUCAUCACUAACUGUUCCGCUGUGUCUGUCCUCCCUGUCGUCUCUGAUAAUGUGAAACUCAUCCCUGUUUUUAACCUCUUUCUGACCCUUCUGACGUUUCACAACGGCUCUGACUCCAUUUGUUUGUUAGUACAUGGGGUUGGUAUGGACGGCCUUCUUUCCUUUUAAGCUUAUCUUUGAAGACGAGGCUGGGUCCUUGUUCUGGAUUUAGCCACGGAUGAGGUCUGAUCCAACAAACGCUGUAGAGUAUGAGGGAAAGACCUGGAGCGAAAGGGAAAACAUCAAGGGAAAAAAAAAAUAAGAUUAAACCCUUCUGACUAGAAUUGGAGAACUUUAGUUACCAAAUGUAAAUCAGUAGAUAAACUGUUUUCAUUGUAUUUCCCCUCUCACUAUCUGUGUUCAUCCAUCACUCACUGCUGCUAAAUUUUUUUCCCCCACUCCUGACGUUGGUCCUUGUCUAUUAUGUUUACAUCUGACAAUAUUUCAAUGCUUGUAUCAAGUUCAGGGCAAAGUUGAAGGACUGUCUGGAUCAUACUGUCCUCAGAAGAAAGUCCUUGUUUUUGUGCCUUUGGAAAAAAAAAUACUACAACUAAUACAGCAGCCAAAUCCUAGCUUAAGAGAAUGGUCAUGAAUUUCUUUUUCUACAUUUGGUUUUAAUUUUCACCUUUGGAACUUUUCCUGGGUAAAGAUAAAAUGCAUGUGAGCACAUUUCUUUACAUCUCUGACACUACAGGCAGUUUCCCGGACACGUGUUGUUAGACUAAUGUGAGGCGGAAACUGUUUUUUUAUGUUGAGUUUAACCCAUGUUUGGAAAGGAAAAAAAAUGUCCCACUGAUUUCAUUUUUUUAAAGGGCUAUGUAUUUGUAAUCAGUCUUAAAUGCUCUGUUGAACAACAUUAAAUCACUCUGGCUCUUUAUUAUUUUUAUAUACGAGACCUUAAAACAUUUAAAUUAAUCUUUGCAUGUAGUCCUCUAUCACAUCUUGUAAAUGUACAUGUUAGAUUUAAGUUGCCUUUUUACUUUUGGUAUGAGUACAGAAUUUAACUUUACAUUUCUUUUAUUAUCAAAGUAUUUGUACAUGCUUCUUUCUUGUCCCCUACUUCUGCUUCUUACAAUAAAUAA
Cheilinus undulatus (humphead wrasse) is the source of this 3777-nucleotide messenger RNA. It is a transcript of the gene sh3gl1b, whose product is annotated as SH3-domain GRB2-like 1b. The transcript is spliced from 10 exons. The record is from RefSeq and is a predicted model, not a curated record. NCBI's taxonomy places the organism in Eukaryota, Metazoa, Chordata, Actinopteri, Labriformes, Labridae. Gene Ontology annotation, cellular component: presynapse; cytoplasm; glutamatergic synapse. Gene Ontology annotation, molecular function: protein binding. Bases 335 to 1438 code for a protein of 367 amino acids. Gene Ontology annotation, biological process: synaptic vesicle uncoating.